AUGUCGAUUUACGACAAAUGUACAGUUCUCAAUGAGUUCCUUGUGGUAUCUUCCCAUAAAGAGUGCUCAAGGAUAGCAGAGCCGAACAGGUCGAGGGAGACGAGGAAGUCGAUGAAACACAGCUUGCUAUGGUUCGAAUCUAAACUGGAUGAGAGCGGCCAUUUCGAGAUCGUCCAGAACAUACGCUUUUUUAUCUUUGGGCUUUUGUUAAAAGAGAAAGACGAGGAGGGAGGAAAGGAAAAGAAGAAUGAGGAAGAAAUUGACGAUGCCGGCAGUAAAGUCCAUAAAUGGUCCCGGCUAGUUACUAGGGCUGAUGCCAAAGCCCGCUGGAUUGUCCAGAGAGAGAUAUACCUCAAAGAGGAGAUCCAUGCCCUCCGCAAGUCCCUAUCCCUCACUGACGAAGAAGACAAUCCAGGAAAAGAAAGCAAAUCACGACUCAAUAAUUACGAGCAAGAACUCGCACGCUUGGAUGAUGACUACUGCGCCCAUAAGCAGCACACCUGGCUCUUGAAGAGCGGCUGUCCAAUGAAUGUCAUUGAAAGAGCCUUUGGAGCACGCUGCAAGAACCCAGACUGGUAUCUCUCUGAGUGGCUCUGCCAGGACUGUGCUGGACGCGGUGGCUGCUGUGGGAGAGACUGUGGGUUCUGUGAAAAGGCCAGAGAUACACAGCGGGGAUGGUCUCAGGGAGGUUAA
Messenger RNA from Aspergillus glaucus CBS 516.65, 693 nucleotides. RefSeq lists its product as uncharacterized. The coding region runs from base 1 to 693 and encodes 230 amino acids. NCBI's taxonomy places the organism in Eukaryota, Fungi, Ascomycota, Eurotiomycetes, Eurotiales, Aspergillaceae. The transcript has a single exon. The record is from RefSeq and is a predicted model, not a curated record.